CGAACGGGGCUAUUCCCGCCAAAUCUCCUGUCAAAACAGGUGUUGUCACUCGAAAUAUUUCUUUUUAGAAAAAAUGAGUGCACUCCUCAUAAUCGCUUUAUGCGUCCUUAUUGUAUAUAAACUCGUAACGCGACGUUCUGUUACGUGGAGAAAAGUUACGAAAUAUGGAGAAAAUAAAGUCGCUGAAUUGAAAAUAGCCCCAGGCCCGAUACCUUUGCCUGUAAUUGGAAGUUUGCACUUACUCGGAAAAAAUGAAUCCCCUUUCCAAUCAUUUACUGAAUUAUCUGGUGUUUAUGGGGAUAUAUUUAGUAUAAAGUUAGGUUCAGCACAGUGUCUGGUUGUAAACAGCUUAGACAAGAUAAGGGAGGUUCUGAAUCAAAAUGGAAAAUUCUUCGGCGGUCGUCCCGACUUCUUGAGGUUCCACAAACUAUUCGCCGGCGACAGAAAUAAUUCUCUGGCCCUUUGUGAUUGGUCAAACCUGCAACUCAGACGUAGAAACUUGGCGCGACGUCACUGCGGCCCAAAACAGCACACGGAUAACUUUACGAGAAUCGGUUCCGUGGCGACCUUCGAAUCCACAGAACUCGUCCAGACCUUACGGAACAUUACUCGUUCGACAAUUGGAAGCAUCAACUUGAAACCCCUCCUAAUGACAACAGCUAUGAACAUGUUUACAAACUACAUGUGCAACAUUCGUUUCGACGCCGACAACGAUGCGGAAUUCAGGAAGAUAGUCAACCAUUUCGACGAGAUCUUCUGGGAAAUAAACCAAGGUUACGCUGUUGAUUUCCUGCCGUGGCUGGCGCCAUUUUACAAGAAACACAUGGAGAAAUUAACCAAUUGGUCAAACGAUAUUCGUUCUUUCAUCCUGUCCAGGAUUGUUGAACAGAGGGAGAUUAAUUUAGACAUGGAGGGACCUGAGAAAGACUUCCUCGAUGGUCUAUUAAGAGUGCUCCAUGACGAUCCAACUGUUGACAGAAACACAAUUAUAUUUAUGCUUGAAGAUUUCUUAGGUGGACAUUCGUCUGUCGGUAACUUGGUCAUGCUCUGUUUAGCUGCUGUCGCCAGGGAUCCGGAUGUUGGAAAGAAGAUUAAGGCAGAAAUCGAUGGAAUAACUAAAGGGAAACGAGCUGUAACGUUGGCUGAUAGGAGUCUAUUGCCGUACACAGAGGCAACAAUCUUAGAAUGUCUAAGAUACGCCUCAUCACCCAUCGUCCCUCAUGUGGCUACCGAGAACGCGAAUAUAUCAGGAUACGGCGUUGAGAAAGGAACCGUUGUCUUUAUAAACAAUUACGAAUUGAACACUUCAAGUAAAUACUGGGAUGAGCCGCAAAAAUUCGAUCCGUCUAGAUUCUUGGAACGCACCAAAAUACGCACGAGGAGGAACUCGCAAUGCGAUUCAGGUAUGGAAUCGGACAGCGAGAGAACGGGUCCGAUUAACAAAGCCACGGAAUCCGAAAAGGAAAUCGUCACUGUCAAGAAGAACAUCCCUCACUUCUUACCGUUCAGCAUUGGUAAGAGGACGUGUAUUGGUCAAACGUUGGUCACCACUAUGAGUUUCGUCAUGUUCGCCAACAUCGUCCAAGAGUUUGACGUCGCGGCUGUCAAUAAAGACGACCUGAGACAGAAGCCAGCUUGCGUUGCCUUACCAAAGGACACUUUUGAACUUUAUCUCUUGCCAAGAAAAUAUUGAACUCAUAUUAUUUUAGAUAGACCUCCUUAUUUAUUCUGUGACAAUUGAAUUUAGUAUUUCAAUUUUUUUUUUUUUUUUUCAAUUUUAUCUUAGUUUUAGUUGAAGUGUUUAUUUAUUUUGUAUGGUAAUUAAUUUAGUUUUUCGUUUAAAUUAAAUU
Vanessa tameamea is the source of this 1850-nucleotide messenger RNA. It is a transcript of the gene Cyp307a1, whose product is annotated as cytochrome P450 307a1. Bases 74 to 1693 code for a protein of 539 amino acids. The transcript has 2 exons. Gene Ontology annotation, molecular function: oxidoreductase activity, acting on paired donors, with incorporation or reduction of molecular oxygen; iron ion binding; monooxygenase activity. Lineage: Eukaryota; Metazoa; Arthropoda; Insecta; Lepidoptera; Nymphalidae. The record is from RefSeq and is a predicted model, not a curated record.